AUGGAGAACAUUGACAUUGACUAUUACGAUAACACUGUUAAUGACAUUGACAUUGACGAUUAUGAUAUCAAUGAUGAUGACUAUGACUUUGACUAUAACAAUGACGCUGUCGAUGACAUUGACAUUGACUAUUACGAUGACGCUGUCGAUGACAUUGACAUUGACGAUUAUGAUAUCGAUGAUGAAUACUAUGACUUUGGCUAUAACAAUGACGCUGUCAGUGAGAUUGACAUUGACUAUUACGAUGACGCUGUCGAUGACAUUGACAUUGACGAUUAUGAUAUCAAUGAUGAUGACUAUGACUUUGACUAUAACAAUGACGCUGUCAGUGACAUUGACAUUGACUAUUACGAUGACGCUGUCGAUGACAUUGACAUUGACGAUUAUGAUAUCAAUGAUAAUGACUAUGACUUUGACUAUGACAAUGAUGCUGUCGAUGACAUUGACAUUGACGAUUAUGAUAUCAAUGAUGAUGACUAUAUAUAUGAAGUAUCUACAUAG
Messenger RNA from Nymphalis io (European peacock), 501 nucleotides. RefSeq names its product aspartate and glycine-rich protein-like. The coding region runs from base 1 to 501 and encodes 166 amino acids. The record is from RefSeq and is a predicted model, not a curated record. NCBI's taxonomy places the organism in Eukaryota, Metazoa, Arthropoda, Insecta, Lepidoptera, Nymphalidae. The transcript has 2 exons.